AAGGCUACGAUCUUUUUCCCCCCCCCCAACGCUGCUGGGCCUGCAGGUCUGAGUGGAGCCACGGACGCGGGUCUCCGUUCCGCAGGAUGGGGUUUGUUAAAGUUGUCAAGAAUAAGGCCUACUUUAAGAGAUACCAAGUGAAAUUUAGAAGACGACGAGAGGGUAAAACUGAUUACUAUGCUCGGAAACGCUUGGUGAUACAGGAUAAAAAUAAAUACAACACACCCAAAUACAGGAUGAUAGUUCGUGUAACAAACAGAGAUAUCAUCUGUCAGAUUGCUUAUGCCCGUAUAGAAGGGGAUGUGAUAGUCUGCGCAGCUUAUGCACACGAACUACCAAAAUAUGGUGUAAAAGUUGGCCUGACAAAUUAUGCUGCAGCAUAUUGUACUGGCCUGCUGCUGGCCCGCAGGCUCCUCAAUUCGUUUGGCAUGGACAAGACCUAUGAAGGCCAAGUGGAGGUGACCGGAGAUGAAUACAAUGUAGAAAGCGUUGAUGGCAAGGCCGGUGCUUUCACCUGCUAUUUGGAUGCAGGCCUUGCCAGAACUACCACUGGCAAUAAAGUUUUUGGAGCCCUGAAGGGAGCUGUGGAUGGUGGCUUGUCUAUCCCUCACAGUACCAAGCGAUUCCCUGGUUAUGAUUCUGAAAGCAAGGAGUUUAAUGCAGAAGUACAUCGGAAGCACAUCAUGGGCCAGAACGUUGCAGAUUAUAUGCGUUACCUAAUGGAAGAAGAUGAAGAUGCUUACAAGAAGCAGUUCUCUCAGUACAUAAAGAACAGCGUGACUCCAGACAUGAUGGAGGAGAUGUACAAGAAAGCUCACGCAGCUAUACGGGAGAAUCCUGUGUAUGAGAAGAAGCCCAAGAAAGAAGUGAAGAAGAAGAGGUGGAAUCGUCCCAAAAUGUCCCUUGCCCAGAAGAAAGAUCGGGUAGCUCAAAAGAAGGCGAGCUUCCUAAGAGCUCAGGAGCGGGCUGCUGAGAGUUGAACCAGUUUUCUAUGAGGAUUUUCCAGAUAAAGACAAUAAACAUUGACCAAGCAGA
Molecule: messenger RNA, 1035 nt
Organism: Carlito syrichta (Philippine tarsier)
Lineage: Eukaryota; Metazoa; Chordata; Mammalia; Primates; Tarsiidae
Product: 60S ribosomal protein L5
Exons: 8
Coding region: 87-980 (297 amino acids)
Biological process (GO): translation; ribosomal large subunit assembly
Cellular component (GO): ribosome; cytosolic large ribosomal subunit
Molecular function (GO): 5S rRNA binding; structural constituent of ribosome
Source: RefSeq, a predicted model, not a curated record